Messenger RNA from Nothobranchius furzeri (turquoise killifish), 1744 nucleotides. RefSeq names its product myeloid-derived growth factor (gene mydgf). Gene Ontology annotation, biological process: positive regulation of angiogenesis; positive regulation of endothelial cell proliferation. NCBI's taxonomy places the organism in Eukaryota, Metazoa, Chordata, Actinopteri, Cyprinodontiformes, Nothobranchiidae. The record is from RefSeq and is a predicted model, not a curated record.
AGCUGACGACAUUAACAGUCGACGAAACACUUGUGACUGGGGCUGCCGUUCUCAGCAACACCAGAGACUAAACAGAGAUGGCUACCCAGAGGAACUUUCCCGUGGCGAACAUGUCCUUUCUGCUUUUAUGUGCGCUGGUUUCUGUGUGUGUCCUGACUGAAGCUUCGCCCGAAAACACAAAAACAGUGGAGUUUAACGUGACACCUGGAGGAGUUGUACAUUCUUUCACCGAGCGGAUUAGGGAGUAUGAGUGCACCUUCACAUAUGCGUCACAAGGGGGCACCAAUGAGCAAUGGCUGAUGAGUGUGGGUCUGAGUGACGAUGACAGGCUGUUUUCUUGCUCAGUGUGGAGACCUCAGGGGAAAUCAUACCUGUUUUUCACUCAGUUCAAAGCUGAGCUGAAGGGGACCAAAAUCGAAUAUGCAAACGCAUACUCUCAGACUGCAGCAGGAGGACAGAGUGAUGUACCUUUGAAACCAGAGGAAUUUAAUGUUGGAGAAUCAACAGUGACCCACAACGAAGGAAAAUUCAGUGCUCAGCUUUCCAAACUGACCGUCAUUGGACAGACGCGACACGAUGAACUGUGAUUGGCCAGAAGUCUUUGGGCUUCAGCCAAUCACAGCACCCCUUUGAACUGUGUGCUUCUGCUUUUCAAUCGACAAAGAAUGGAUUUCUUUCUUGAGUCACAACCGAAACUGUUGACUUCUGAGUCAGGAGUUGUUUUAUUUCUUUUGUCAUUUCUACCAGAAAUAAGAAACAACACGAUCAAGCUUCCAGAUUUUAGUUACUAAUAAAAAAAAGAAAGUUGUUUUUUUGUGAAAUAAUUCAUGUCUGAUGUGAGGUUUGUGUAUCUGACUUCUGAUAUCUGAUUUAGAGGUUGUGUGCUCAGUGUAGAUGACACUUUUAAACUAGCAAGAAGAUUUAUGCAUCUUCUGUAAUCCUAAAAGGAAAGUGAGUAAUCUGCAAUAUCAUUGAGACACACACACACACACACACACACACACACACACGUGCGCGCGCGUUUCUGGUUUCAUUCUGAUCUGUGAUGCUGUUGGAAACAAACACAUCCCAGCUGACCUUACCCUUUAUCUCUGUCUGGCCUGGAUAACUAAGCAUCACAUCUGAUUCCCUUCAAACACCACUUGUGAUCAGUGUUUGUCUUAUCCAUGGUUUAUUUUGUAAUUUUUAUCCACAUUAUGUUUAUAAAAGAACAUAAACUUUAGUUAAAUCUAUAAAAUGAGGCCAUGUUCAGACACAAGGCAGAGAGAUGCCAGCACAUACUCCUGAGGCCCUCUUGAACCCGUCUCUUUCAUCUCUCCAUGCCACAUGUGGGGAUCAGUGAGAAUAUGGUGCAGGUUUCAGAAGUGCUUCAUUAUCACACACACACCCCUUCCCCUCUUAUGCUACUGCUGCUUUAUCUCCUACUCAAACAACACAAGUGUCCGAGGAUCCAGCUCAGAUUUGAAGAUUCUGCAGAUUUAAAUCUUGGGGUACCUUUUGGUGUCUCAUCUCUCUCAAGCUGAUCCUCUGGAUUUGAGGAAAUUCUCAGCUGGCUCAUCGGUCCCCCCCCCUCUCGCCAUCCAGACUCGCUGAGGGGCCAGAACAGGAAAUGAUCACACCCUGACCUGCCUUGGAGAAAGAAAACAUGUUAUGUUACUCAUUUCUGUUUUUUCCUACUUGUUGAUCUGAUUGGUGAUGAAACGUGUUUUCAUUAAAAGACACGUUGUCAAUGCGGUGGAGAUAA